Messenger RNA from Eremothecium cymbalariae DBVPG#7215, 1293 nucleotides. RefSeq lists its product as uncharacterized. Lineage: Eukaryota; Fungi; Ascomycota; Saccharomycetes; Saccharomycetales; Saccharomycetaceae. The transcript has a single exon. The coding region runs from base 1 to 1293 and encodes 430 amino acids. The record is from RefSeq and is a predicted model, not a curated record.
AUGAAUCUGCCAUUUUAUAAAAAGAGUUUUAGAUGUUGGAUAUGUUUGGAAGACAAAGAUACUCGGUUUAACUUUUCCUCUUGGACGCAUCAUGAAUGUGGAUGCAAUUUACAGGUACACAACAAAUGUUUGGUAAGGUGGUUGUUUGCAACAAACAAGAAGACAUGGUUAGAAUAUGGUCCAAAUGACUACUACAAUAUUCAAAACAUUAAUGAGUUAAAGAGACGAACGUGCUAUGUGGUUGAUGAACACAAAGACUUUCAAACUGAUGUUGAUUUGGCGGAAACUGUGCAAACCAUACCUGCUGUAGGACAAACGUGGGCUUCAUUCAUCUGUUUGGCAGAGAUUGCUGUAAAUAUGAUAUUCCGAAUAUCUGAUGAUAGGUUAAAUGAAAACAACCUUUGGCGAGGUAUCCCUAUUGAAAGUGUGGACUGUCCCCAAUGUAAGAGAAGCAUCAAAAAGGGACAAAUCAACUGGAAUAGCGGAUCUUUGAUGCUACGUGCCUUUAAGUUUUACAAGACGGUUUCUAAAUAUUCCUCUGUCGCUUUUCUCUUUUGGUUUCUCUAUAAUAACCCACUGAAACAGGCAUUUAAAGUUGGAUUGUAUUCUCUAAGAUAUAUAUUUCCUGAGAGUAUUUUACAGAAAUUGUUGAAUACUUCAACUACCAAGGCAUUAGAUGUGUAUACGGAUUCUGUGGACGGGAUAGAUUGCAUUCCUUCGGGAACUAGGUUCACCAUCCUGGGUUUUCCAUUGUAUUUGUUCAGUCAGGUAUGUUUGAAUACACCAGUGGGGUAUUUCCAACAGUUGUAUCCAUGGGUCAUAGCUUCAUCCUGCGGUACCUCCAUGGUUAUAAUAAAUUUCUUCAGAGCUGAAAUGGUUAGCAUAUACCUCUAUUCCAAAUUAUCUUUAGUGUUAUCGAGAAUAUUAAGGACCAAAUUUUUGUAUCUUGAGCCAUAUUUUAGAAAUCACAAAUCACCAGAUGAUCUGGAUGAAAAGUUCACAGAAGAACUUAUUAAAACCACCUGGGCAGAUUAUAUUUCUGAUACAGCGUUAGUCCUAUUGUUGGCCAGACAGUUCAGCCGACACGUUCUUAAGAGAAUGCAAUUUAUUACAAAGCUGGUCUUGAUAUUCGACAGUAACGCUACUCCAGAUGAAUGCUUAUGCAUUCAAAACCUUUUAGCUUUGGGUAUUCUGAGCUAUGCACGCGAUUUUCUGAGAUUUUAUCUAGCUUGUCUAAGAUCUAGGGAGUUAAUGGAACUUCAAAGCAUUGUGGAAGAUGAGGGAUUAUCGUGA